UGUGAAUGAAAGUUGGCGUGUGCUCGCUGUUGUAGAAAACGAUGACUCGGUAGCCGGAAGGGCUCGAGGGCAGAGCAUGAGGGCCGGCGAGGAAACGCGGAAAGAACGUUCACAGUUCGGCGAACCGGUUAAUGAGUGUCAGUCACCGAACGCAGCUGGGCACGUCUCUGUCUCCAGCUCUCCAGCUCCAGGUUGGAGAUGAGUACGACGAGGGAGCUGAAUGCGGCGACCGUUGCGUUGACGACGAGCACGAUGACCACGGCUACCACGACCACGAAGCUGGACGUCGAAGCCGAGGACGACGAGGAGCCGCUGACCACGUUCGAGGCGCUGGAUAUGGAUCUGGUGAACGGACCGAAUCCGUGGCUUCCGGCCUACGGCUUCCAGCUACAACAUCGUUCCCAUUUUCAACCGGUGCACGAGGAUCUACGGACUAAUGAUACGGUGCUGUUGCAGCAAGUGGACUUUCUAGAAACUAUCCUAGAAGAAACAUCCGACGAUCUGCAAAGUGAUUCCGAUCGGAGUGGGACCACUUAUUGGGUUGGCUCAGACUCUGAAACCGAAAGCGUGAUACACAUAAGAGCGAGGCAAAGAUUGGCCGACGAGAGGCUGGAUGGCAGCGGCAGCGAAUGCAACUCCGUGGUGCCGAAGAAGAGACGUCGAAAGUACAACGGCACCGGCGAUCAACGGGAGCAUCAGGCGACCUUCGACGACUAUCCAGCAUCGCCUAGGUCAUCGAGGUCGUCCGCCUCUUCAAGGUCUAGCUCCCUAUUACAAUUCGAAUCUUUAGAAAGGACCUGUGCCACACUGUCGCCGUCCAGUUACAGCUUCGACUCGCUGGAGUAUCCGAAUCGAUCGAACGCCUCUCACCCUGAGAACACGUCGCCGGAUAGCCUCGAGCAGGACUACGACAAGGUCUUGCCGAACGGUUUCGGGAACACCGUGGACCACUUCUCCAGGAUCAGGCCUUACCGUAGCUUCGAGAGCCUGGACACGUGUCAAAAGGAGGAAGAGUUUGGCCACGGUGAUCUCAUCAAUGGGUUCGCACCUUUGUACCUGAAACGAAACACAGACUACGCGUCGAGAACGCGUAGCAAUGUCUACAAUGGCUAUCAUCGUCCAAGCAGGGAGUUCGUCCACGAGGACGAAGAGUACGACGAGGACGACGAGGAUCUCGACGAGGAGGAUGAUCGUAUGAUGAAGGACGGUCGAGCCGGGACCGAGCUGGAUGAUCGGCUGAUGGUGUUCGGCGACUCCGCGUGCAACUACGCGACGUCGUUGGACUACAGGAACACGAUCGACCUGCGUGAGAUCGGCGUCGAAUCGAAGAGGGACACGUUGUUGGACCUGAAGUCUGGCCAGGCGGCCGUCUCGAGUUCGUUUCGUCUGCUGCAGACCAAGUUAAAUAUAGCCGGCAGUAUGGCGCACGGUCGCAACAACAUGGUCGCCGAUCAUCAUCGUCAUUACCACCAUCAUCAUCAGUUGCAGCAGCAGCAGCAGCAGCAGCACCAGCUCCACGGAUACGAGCAGCACGAGCAGCACCAGCGUCAAGGGUGGAGCAACGACGAGUGCUUUAAUUUUAGAUUCACGGAUAAAUCUCGAAGCGCGCCCAGUCUGCCUAGCAGCGUCGACGAGUCCGCACACGGUCCACGCUCGUUCACCUCGUACGCCUCGUCGUCGAGAGUCGCCUGCUUCGUCUCCACGUCGAGUUUGUUUGAGAAUUACACCAGGGUCGCCAGCGUGCCCGUCGAUUUGAAUCUCUGCGGCGUCCACGCGACGCACGACGAUGAUACACGCCGCUCUCCAGUGAGUACGACGCACGAGCACCACGAAAUGGCGGAAGCUUCGGUCGUUCAGGGUAAGAAGCGGCUGGAAAGCGCCGAGGAAAUUCGACAGAACGGCGGUGGCGGCGGCGGCGGCGGCGGCGAGGAGGAGGAAGGCGAGGAACAGGCGAAGAACACGUUGACGAGCUCCGUGAGAACGCAAGCCUCGCAGAACCUUGCGGAGAGAAUGGUGGACGGAAGGAUGGUGGAGAGCGAGAAAGCAGCGGAAGAGCAGCGAAAGGAGGGCGAGGAGUGCGUAGGAGAGCACUGUUCAAAGCCGCGUGAAAGGAAGCAACUGAUCUCGACGGUGAAGACGCAAGAUCGCGGCAACUGUGUGCUCGACAUGGCGAUCGUCAUGGAGAAUGACAUCGACUCGGUGGACGCGGCGAUCAAGCAGUUGAAGCGCGAGGUCGACGAGGCCACCUCCAAUAGCAGCGGUAUCUACGGUGUCCAGAGAACUCCGUCCGGUAGACAGCGGCCGUGGAAAAUGAAGAACAACGCUAGCUACGAGCUGGCCCAGCAGUUCGAAGUCGACGAGAGAAACUUCAGGCCGAGCAGACAUCGCAAGAACGUCAGCAACGACGGCGGUGGUGAAAAGUCGCUGAGAAGCGGACGUAAACGGGUGUUGAACAACGCCAGUUACGAGCUGGCGCAACAGUGCGAUUACAUCAAGGCUCUCCAAUCCUCUCGUGGUGCUUUCAAACGAAUGGACGCUUGCGACGAGCUGGAGGAGUCAAUCUCCGGGCGAUCGUCGCGACUCCGAGUUUCCGACUUGGUGCAGCAAAUGAGCAGCAGCUCGACGUCGAAUCUGCCUAGCUACAACGAGCCGUACGUGGACCUCAGGAGAUACUCAAAGUCCACGGAGAAUCUUUCGACGCAGUUCUCGAUAGCCCCGUUCACCAGGGUCCCGAUCAACCAGCUGGGCCAACGGCUCAAGAAACAAGAGGAGGAAACGCUCUUCAGCCAGAUAAAAAAAAACUCGGAUCCAUUUUCAGCCUAUGGAGACGAUUCUAAUGUCCGUGCCUUAGUAGACGAGGAAAUAGAUUUACCCUGCUUGGAAACCAAACCCAUAGGAACUUCCAGCCUGGAGGGGGGCGUACUACGCGAACGAGAAACAACAAGCGCCCAGGAGCCUCAGGUAUCAUUAACCCCGCAAUGCAAAAAUGUUGAUUCAAACGCUUCGCACAAAGUCGCGGUCACGAGGGACACAGCGAACGAGACGACGAGCUACUCGAAGAGGUCGUUCAUCGGUGAUUUCUAUCCGGAAAAAAUCUUGCGGUUGCAGCGACAGAAGGAGGACCGUGGCGCGGUCGAGCACGAGAUGGACGGAAACGGUAGGAAAAACGAAAGUUCCUCGUCGAUUCGAUCAUCGUCGUCGUCGUCGUCGUCGUCGUCAUCGUCAUCGGGUAGAUCGUCGGCGUGCAACGAUAGAACCGGUGGAGAACUGCUGUGGAGGGUCAUAGUGGAAAAACAAGCCGCAGAGAAGAAGGAGGAGAAGGAGGCGGAGGAGGAGGCUUCCGCGGAGAAGGUUACGAAGGAGAAAGAGAAGGAGAAGGAGGAGGAGAAGAAGAACGAGAGAGAGCAAGAGCCAAGAAGGGAGAAGGAGGAGGCGGCAACGGAAGCAGCGAGGGGACAUACUGUCCACGGUGUUCGUUGCCCCCCACUCGGCGGUAGCAGCAACAGCGACGGCCUGGAACCCAGUGAACGGAGUGGGAAUCCAGCGGUGGCCGUGGCAGUUGAUACGAAUCAUCGCGGUGAUCGCGACAAACGUCACGAGGAGAACGCGGCGGCAACAACAACUGCGCCGGUUAGGGUAGACGACAAACACGACGGCCACGCGACUAUGUCGGCCACAACGACCACAACGAAACCACGGCCGUUCGUCGCGGCGCCCGUGAAGGGAUCCAAGAACGAGCCAUCCGCCGCGAGAUUCCAGCGGAACAUGGUCGUUGACGCGUCGUCCGCGACCACCGUGAAGGAGGAACGGAAAAAGGGUGGACUCGGUGGAUUUCUCCAACGAUUCUCGCGGCUUCGGUUCAGUGGUAGGUCGAAAGUGCCGCGGUCCGAGGUGCAGAAAAAGAGUGACACGAUCGGCCAAGUGAACCGCGCCAAGGUGACCGAGCAGAAGGUUAAAAAGGAGCCGGACUACAUCAUCAUUCCGUUGCAUCCUCCCGAAGAGGAGAGGCAGAGGCAGGAGCAGAACGCCGCCGCGGAGCGCAGAAUAGACACUGGCAAUGACAGAACCGUUCAACCGAGCUCCUCCAUUAUAAGCGCAAACGGGAGGGCGCCAGUGUCCAGCAAGCCACCCCUGCCUCCACAGCCGCCGCGCGUCGGGGCGCUGGGCUCGAGAUCGUCGACGGGCGCGUCGGCGGCGUGUUCGUCGCGCCGACGCGCGGCCACGGACCUUGGAAAUCCGGCGGCCAUCGAGAUGGCGAAAGCCCGCACGAUGCAGGCCGCCCAGGAGCGCCCGGUCGGCCUGCUCGAGACCGACCUCGACGAGGCUGUGCCGUCGACGACGAGCACCACGACCAUCACGACGACGACCACCAUCAACAACAGCGUGGCCGCAGCCGCCGCCGCCGCCGCCGCCGCCUCUGCCUCUGCCUCUGCCUCUGCCUCUGCCACCGCGAACGCCGCCGGCAAGAAGACCAGGAGUCUGCUCAAUCUGAAUCACACCUCGGCCGCCCCGCGACCCAGGCCCGAGCACGCCCUCCACGUACCCCAGUCGCCUGUCGCCGCUUCGCACAGGAGCCCCCGCGACGACGACGCCGCCUCCACCAUCAACCAACGGCCACACAAAUCCAUGGAGUUCCUCCUCGACAAGGAGAACCUGCAUUUCGUCAAGCCGCCGGAGAACGAGUUGCAGAAAGUCGGCGAACGCGUGCCCAGCGAGCACGAACUCCGAGUGCAGAGAUCUCUGCAACGACUGAACGUCCCGGAUUGGUACAAGAAUUCUCCUGCGGCUCGCGAUGGUUUCCGGUUGAAGAGGCACUCGGACGCGUCGCAACACGGAGGAUGGCGUGCUCUGGGCUCGAAAACCACCUCCCUCUCGUCCCUUUCGUCGUCUUCCAAUAGACAGCCGACUACAGGUGCCCUUCUUAGUCCAAGUCCCACGCCACCUGUAUUCUCAAGAUGGAGUACCAGUCUGCUGAACAGCGCCGGAAGUUCACCAGCAAGUUCAGCGAGGUCGUCCUUCAAUCAUCGACAGCCAUACUUGGGCUGGCGUUCCCAAGAACGGCUAACGAACCCGCGAACACCGGCAGAACGUCUUGCUCAGGGUAUUCUCCCCCAGUUGCAAGCAGCAAACAAGCAGCAACAGCAGCAGCAACAACAGCAGCAGCAGCAGACAACGAAUCAGCAGCUAGAGGUAAGGAACUCGAUAAAGGAGGUUACCUCGGCCAUUGUGCACUACGUGCAAAGCGGUCAGGAGGUUGGUGGAGGUGGCAGGCUGUCACCUCGACCUCGACCUGAAGACUGGGACGACAGGGGCGGAGCAAGGUCGACUAGCCCCAGAGGGAGCGUGAAGCUGUGUUGGAUGGAGAGCUCGUUCGUCGGCACGAGGCCGGUGGAUUCGCCGGAGACGCCGAUGAGCCUGGCCACGGAGACCGACUGCUGUCCCGGAUGCAACGCCACCGCCACCGAGUCGUGCAGCUGCGUCGAUUCCGCCACUUCCGGCCUGUUCUUGGACCUGACGCCGACGCACGACGACGCCCAACAGCAACAUCAUCAUCAGCAACAACAACAACAACAACAGCAACAGCAGCAAGGAAGUGGCGGCGGUAGCCUCUGUCCAUCACCGUCCUCGACACUCAAUUAUCACCAGCACCAUCAUCAUCAUCAUCAUCAUCGUCAGCUUCAUCAUCAGCAACAAGCACAGCAACAACAGCGCCGCGGAUCGGGCCAGAGCGAUACGGACGAGGCGAUGGCGACGGCAGCUCUUCUGCGGAACAAACCAAGCCCGGGUUCCACGACCCUGGAGGACGUCCUUGACUCCCUCCUUGGCCUGCCAUCCGCGUCGCGUACCCCGAGUCCUGGGCCAGGGCCCGUCUCUGUAACCGGCACAUCCGCCACCAUGCGCCAUCGAACUAACGUCGGCCAGGCUAACGCAAAAGCCGGGAAGAGCUGCAGCGACCUACGCCAAGACCUCCAAGAGUCCGCUAGGAGCGUGAUGGACGUGCAAGGAGCCUCCGAGGAGCGUGCCUCGUACUACGUGGGCGAGCUGGUGCGACGAAAGAGCGAGGGUAGCGACACGAUGCCCUCGAAGCAGGGUGCGGCGCAGUCGAGGGGUGGGCCGUUGAGACACCGGAGGGUGUCGUUCGACAGCAACCAGGAGGCGAACGGGCUGGUGGUGGCCGGCAACGUCGCGGAGAAGAUGGUACGCUGCCGGAACAACAAGUGCAGCAACUCGGCCACCCUGGCCGAGGCGAAGAAGACGUACAAGAGCUGUCACAACUGCACCUGCCUGUACUGUUCGCGCGAGUGUCGUCGAGCUCACUGGCAGCGCCAUCGGAGGACCUGCCUGCACUCUCGAGCCGGGAGCCUCUGCAAACAGGUGUUGUCCUCCGCGAAGGAGGACCCGAUCACGUUGAAGCACAUCUCGGCGCUGGCGAAGCGCGGCUACGCGUUCCACGGCCGUGGCGCGGUCAAGUGUUUCUUCUCGAGCCCGGAGGCGGCGGAGAAGUUCAUCGCCAACGGUUUCGUGGACCUCGGCGAGCCGACGUACGUCCGUUGGUCGGACCUGAUGGCCAGAGAGAUGGGCGCGGAACUGUACGCCGAGGUGAUCAGACUCUGCAAGUCGUACAACCCGGACACCCGGCUGGUGUUGUACGUGGCGGUGUGCGUGGUCAGCGAGGUGCCGACCAGCGGCGCGGUGAAGUGGGAGCGUCAGCUGGUGUCCAGAUGCGCGAAAAUCCACCUGGACACGGCCAACAGGCAUCACACGUCCUCGUCGUCCGCCUCGCCGCAGGGCAGGCAACAGUCCACCUCGCCGUGCAACAUCACCAGGGAGAUGGAGUCGCCGGAGAUGCUGGUGCUCACCUCGCUGCCGGGCAACAACGGGCAGAAUACGCCGAAGAAGAUACGGGAGAUCAGUUUCACCAACAUCCAGAGGCAACUGAAGCUGAGGGGCGUGUCGCUGAGGAGGCAUUUCCCGCAGGUGUACAGGAAGCUACGGGCGUACGUGGACGGCACCGUGGACAAGUUCGCACCGGUGACCAUUUACCCGAGAGACCAGGCGUCCGGCAAGAGUUUCAUGUGCAUCAUCAUGCUCGGCGUGGAACCGGAGCGUCUUCAGCUGCUACCCACUGAUUCCUCUAGGGUUAGAACCGUCGACAUUAGCGUCGAGGAAGAAUGAACUCGCCGAAUAGAGAGAAAAAUGCUCCCCGAACUAUCUAUCCCUACCGUAUAGAGAAGCUCUUGAGCGAAAUUUUUUUACUAAAUAAGUAGGAAAAUAAUUUUUCUGCAGGCUGACGACGUUCUCAGAGAGAGAGAGAGAGAGAGAGAGAGAGAGAGAGAAUAAAACGAGAAAUCCGAAUUCCGAGCUUCAUCUUCAGAUUUACGGAAGCCGCGGAGUUCGAAUUAGGUACAUAAUUGAAAUGAAAGUAAAUCCUCUUCGGGAAAAGAUGAUUUACCAAAUCGAGGACACGUCGAGGUAGUCGAUACUUCGUGCGAAGUCGACUAUUUCGUGCGAAGCAACGAACAAAAUAAAAAGUAAGAAAAAAAAAAAAAAGUAAAGAAAAAGACAAAAACAAAUUAGACUACACGUGUUGCCAAACGUUCUCGCCUCGAUCCGGUUUUUCGAGGUCUAGAUCCGAUCUACGUCUACAUGUAGCUACUUUCGAGAAAUCGUCUCGUCGGGUACGUUCGCGUUAGAAUACGCGUCGGUGACGCGUUUAGUUUGCUAUCGUCUUGUUGUGAUCGACGUCCAGUCAGUUACUCGCGAAUCUUAGAGCGCACCUCUGCCUCCGAUUGCUUCGAUAGAUUGGGAAAAAAAAAAAAAAAACCGAUGAAA
Messenger RNA from Frieseomelitta varia, 7833 nucleotides. RefSeq lists its product as uncharacterized. Gene Ontology annotation, cellular component: plasma membrane; apical junction complex. Gene Ontology annotation, biological process: cell-cell junction organization. NCBI's taxonomy places the organism in Eukaryota, Metazoa, Arthropoda, Insecta, Hymenoptera, Apidae. The transcript has 11 exons. Bases 199 to 7176 code for a protein of 2325 amino acids. The record is from RefSeq and is a predicted model, not a curated record.